AUAAGCUCCAAUUGAAAGGCGAACAAAACCUUUCAAUCAGUUCAAAUUUGCCGAACGAUGUCCUGUGAUAACGAUAGCGAAUCUAUAAAGGAAGUAAAGCGUGAGGAAGGCGGCGAGGUCUCCGGGGGAAGCCGCUCUUUGACAGUCGGCGAGGUCCGUUCGCCUGGAGUGGACCGCCUAUGGUCCGCAGUCCAUGAGUCCAUCGGGCCAGCCGAUGCUGGUCCCGGGGGCAGUGGCCCCUUGCCUCAUUGCGGGCGUCCAGACGGAAGUCGUAACUGGACAGCCCUUGGGGCCCCGGGUGGCCGUCACACACUCAAUCCCUAUGCGGCGGAGUUUGUGCCACGCGUCACGGAUCACAUAUUUGCGGAGAAAUUUAAAAACUGGGUGUGCUUCUCGCCCUGGAACUCUCCGCCGAGCAUAUCGUGUGGCCAGCGCUACGACAGCAUUUGGCGUGAGAACAGCAUGGAAGAGCAGCUGCCUCGUCGGGAACAGGAUGAAACCAUAACAGAGCCGCAGCUGCCACAAAAGCCUGAGACGACACUGCCUGCGGUUCCGGAGGAACCCGAGGAAGCCGAGGAGGCCGAGGAGGAAGAGGACGUGCCCCAGCCAGUUAAGGUCAAAAAGAAACGCUUUAAGAUCCCUGCUGGGCUCCAACGACGCUGCAGCCUUAUGUAGGCGCCCUUCAGGCCUUGGAGACUAGAACAGAGCCAAAGCAGCCAGACCAGUUAAAUAUCGAGGAGAGACGGCGUGUGGAGAACAGGAACAGCAGGAGGAUCCAGAGUCCGUGACAGAAGAAGAACCAGAACCCGCCAAGGCGCAAUUGCAGAAUUUACGCAAUGGAAGUACUGAGUACUCCAGAGACACUCCAGAGACAUAUGUAAUCUUAUACUUAUACUUAUACAACAAUCUGUUCGUCCACUUCCAACCAUAAGAUCCGAUUAAACCUCCAUCA
Messenger RNA from Drosophila persimilis, 952 nucleotides. RefSeq lists its product as uncharacterized. The transcript is spliced from 3 exons. The record is from RefSeq and is a predicted model, not a curated record. The coding region runs from base 58 to 675 and encodes 205 amino acids. NCBI's taxonomy places the organism in Eukaryota, Metazoa, Arthropoda, Insecta, Diptera, Drosophilidae.